AUGACCGGGCCGAAGAAGAAGCGAUGUAGAAAGACGAAGGUACAGCUAGACUAUUUCCAGUUGUGCGCGCUUAGAGGCAUUGUAAGCAGUUACGGAAAUAGAAAAGAAGUGCCCACAUUAGGAAAAAUCUUGGCGGCGGCCAAGCAUGAACUCAACUACAGAGGCGGUAAAGAGUCACUUAGGUUAAUACUGCUGAAUAAAUUGGGUAUCAAGUUCAAAAAGUGUGAGAAAAAGAAUAAAAAACCACCGGAACAAAAUAUUCAGCCAAUUCAGCAGAUACCAAAUGUGAUUACCCAUCCCCCAAUGCAGCCAGUGAAACCAGUGGAGAACCAGUAUAUAUACAAUAAUAUGAUGCCGCAGGUGCCACCAGUAUCAUAUUAA
Parnassius apollo (apollo) is the source of this 381-nucleotide messenger RNA. Lineage: Eukaryota; Metazoa; Arthropoda; Insecta; Lepidoptera; Papilionidae. The record is from the annotation of a GenBank genome assembly.